GCGGAGUUUCCCGCUGGCUCGCCCGGGGUCGGCGGCAGGUGAGAAGUCCGGCGGGCGGGACCCGCCUCCUCCGGGCUCCACCUGCGCGAGAGCGAAGGCUACCCAGCAGUCGUGGCCAGAGAGCGCGCCGACCUCCGCGCCGAAGUGGUCCCGUCCCGGUCGAGGUUUGCAAGAAGAUGGUGAGACUCCACAGGUCAGCCGGGGCCUUGGAGAGCUUGUGCCUUUGACGGAGGGAAGACCACUCUCUGUGCCAUGGCCCAUCUGCUGCGGCUGCUCCGGAGGCACAAUGGCCCACUAAAGCUGGCUUUGGUGGGCGUCGUCUUUGUCAUCUUCCUCUUCAUCAUGCAGAGAGAUGUGAGCAGCAGGGAUCAAAGGGAGGAGCCCUGGCUAAAGAACAUUGUGGACAGGAAGGAUCAGAUGAUCGACAUCAUGAUGGGGGCGGUCAACAAUAUCCGGGACUCAAUGCCCAAGCUGCAGAUCCGGGCUCCGGUUCAGCAGGAGGCCCUCGAGCAAGACAGCAAGUCCUGCCUGCCCGGCUACUACACGCCUGCAGAACUGAAGCCCUUAAUGGAGCGCCCUCCGCAGGACCCCAACAGCCCGGGGGCUGAUGGCAAAGCUUUCAAGAAGGACCAGUGGACGCAAGAAGAGAUGAAGGAGAAAGAGCGGGGCUACGAGAAGCACUGCUUCAACGCCUACGCCAGUGACCGGAUUUCCCUCCAGAGGGCUCUGGGACCAGACACUAGGCCUCCUGAGUGCAUCGACCAAAAGUUCAAACGCUGCCCUCCCCUCCCAACCACCACCGUUGUCAUCGUCUUCCAUAACGAGGCCUGGUCAACCUUGCUUCGCACUGUCUUCAGCGUCCUGUACUCCUCCCCAGCGAUAUUGCUAAAGGAAAUCAUUCUUGUGGAUGAUGCCAGUACAGAUGACUACUUGAAAGACGAGUUGGACAGCUAUGUGAAGCAACUGCAGAUAGUGAAGGUCGUCCGGCAGCUGGAAAGGAAGGGUUUGAUCACUGCCCGGUUGCUGGGUGCCAGCGUUGCUACGGGAGACGUGCUCACUUUCCUUGAUGCUCACUGUGAAUGUUUCCAUGGCUGGUUGGAGCCUCUCUUAUCGCGCAUUGCUGAGGAACCCACCGCUGUGGUCAGUCCAGAUAUCACCACCAUUGACUUGAACACUUUUGAGUUUUCCAAGCCAAUUCAGUAUGGGAAGCAGCACAGCCGGGGCAACUUUGACUGGAGCCUGACUUUUGGAUGGGAGUCCAUCCCUCAGCAUGAGAAGCAGAGAAGGAAAGAUGAGACUUAUCCCAUCAAGACUCCCACAUUUGCUGGUGGACUCUUUGCCAUUUCCAAGUCCUAUUUUGAGCACAUCGGCUCUUACGAUGAUCAGAUGGAAAUCUGGGGUGGGGAAAACGUGGAGAUGUCCUUUCGGGUUUGGCAGUGUGGGGGCCAGCUGGAGAUCAUACCCUGCUCUGUGGUUGGCCAUGUAUUCCGUUCCAAGAGUCCCCACACCUUCCCCAAAGGAACUCAAGUCAUCUCCAGGAACCAGGUGCGCCUGGCGGAAGUCUGGAUGGAUGACUACAAGGAAAUCUUCUACAGAAGGAACCAGCAGGCUUCCCAGAUGGCUAGAGAGAAAACGUAUGGAGACCUCGCCAAGAGGCUUGAGCUGAAGGAGCGGUUACAUUGCAAGAACUUCACCUGGUACCUACAAACCAUUUAUCCCGAGAUCUUUAUCCCAGACCUUACACCAGCGUUUUACGGAGCGAUUAGAAAUGAGGGUGCCAAACACUGCUUGGAUGUUGGAGAGAACAACCAUGGAGGGAAGCCACUCAUCAUGUACCCCUGCCAUGGGAUGGGAGGCAAUCAGUACUUUGAAUACACAUCCCAGCGAGACCUGCGGCACAACAUCGGCAAGCAACUCUGCCUCCGUUCCAAGAUGGGACCCGUGGAAUUGGGAGACUGUCACUAUACAGGGAAGCACUCCCGGGUGCCGGAAAAUGAAGAAUGGGAACUGACUAAUGACCACCUUCUUAAAAAUGUGGCAUCUAACAAAUGUCUGUCUGCAAGGGGAGAGCAUCCCUCUAUGGCUUCCUGCAACUCUGCAGACCCCCAUCAGCUUUGGUACUUCAGCUAAGCGAUCCUGGCAAAGACCACAAAGCCUGUUGCCAAUGUCCUCUUGUGGAAGUUUCUGUUCUCUUAACUCCACUACCAAGAAGACAGAGGACAAGUUCAAAGAAAGAAGAGAACCCAGUCAAAUAUGCUGCGUAAUCACACUUGACUUACAAAACACUUUUGUGCCUUUGUGGGAUGGGAUGGUCAAAGGGGAUGCAGCAAACCUUGGUGCAUCUUUAUUUCUUUUUAAUUAAGUAAAAUUCCAAGCUGGUAUGUUUGCCCUUUAGAAUACCAUAAGUAUUGUUAAUCAAAGCUCCAUAUUGCGAGACGGACAACAAUGGUGGUUUUAUUUUGCAGUAGAUUUAAAGGGGGGAGGGGGCGUUGAUAGGAUGUAAAAUAUUUUUUCCCCUCUUAACUUUUGUAUGCUGUGAGCAGUGUAGGAAGUAGCAGCUUGUGGAGGUGCAGAGCCUUGUCCUAAGAAACAGUUUACCUGUGGGAUAGUUUAGAAAAUAACUGAUGCCAAAGAUAAGAAUGACUUUAAACUCUGUUACAUAGGAAAAAGCAUCUUCUGGCCACACGGAGACUGUGGAAGGAGAAACUGCAUUGUAAAGACUUGGGGGGGUGCAUUUUGAAUAGUUUCUCAGCUCUGUGUUGUUGUUUUUCAAAGAUCUUGCACACAGAUGCCGGUGGGCAGCGCAGAAACUGUUCCCCCCACCAAAAAAGUUUCAGUAGGUUAGGACUGCAUUUUACAAUAGUGGAACACUGGAGUGUGGUAUUGUUUUGUGGCUGAAAUCUUCACCCCGUUGCCAGUGCCUUACCUCCUCAGGCCUCUCACCACCGUGCUGCAAAUAAGUCCCUUUCUCUCUCUUUUUAAAGCAUUCUCUCGGCAGCUUAUCUCUUUACCAAAGAAAAGGGGACUUGGGACGGGAGAUGUACUCCCUGGACCUCCAACAAAGGAAUGAUGGAAGGGUAGCAUUUUUGCUAGGCCCUUCCUUACGACUCCAGUGUCAGGCACCCGGUGUGUGCCUUUCUGAUUGCUGCAAUCCAGACCUCCAGAGGCCUUUGACAUGAACUUGACCCCCCAAAAAAACCUGUUUGUGUAGCCUGCAUAGUUUGACAACUUCCUGCACUAGGAGAAACUACUACUUGCCUUUUCGUCUGGAUCCUCUCAUUACCUUGAUUGUACACUGUGAUGCCUUGGAGCAAGGAAAGCUGCUAAUGUGCCUUUAUUUUGUAAGACCAGCUGGAGAAGCUGCUUGCUUUGAGGGAACGGGGGCUGCAGAAGCCUGCAAAAUCACCUUCAUGGAUAGGAUUGCAGAGACUACCCAACAGGGAAUGAGUGUGUGCAUGCCUGUCUUUACAAAAACGCCUGCUGAAGCAAAUUAGUACAUGAUCUACUGCUAGUUGCCUGAUGGAGCAAAUCCCCGUUUUCCUUAUUUGUUUUGUAUGCUGUUAAGAAAAAUAGCUUAUUUGUUUUUUUUGGAGGUCACUGGAGGUGGGGAUUUUUAUUUUUUUUCCAAAUGCAAGCCCAAGAUGCUGUUCAGCCACAAAGCAGCAGCUUCGCCGUGACUUGACAAUGAGCCUCUUCUUACCCAUAGCUUGAUUAGCUAUUGCACUGUCCAUUUAAUGCAAAAUGUAGAGAUGAAUUUGAAGGAAAAUGUACCUCCAGAACAUCCUAAUAAUUGGGUGUUUUUGAGCACACUACACUUUAAGAGUCGUUAGUUUGUGGGGGGUUUUGAAGUAAGACCAAAGGUGCUGACUGUUCCCCUAGAUUUUGAAUGCAGAAGGAGACAUUGGUUUUCCCAUUGUGUUCAUUUCCAGGAAGGCUUUAGCUGAGAGGCAAAGACCUGCCUUGGUAAAUCCCAACUGCAAAUAAUAAAACUUAAAAUUCUAUUUUACAAGAGAAUCUUGUCUGACUUUGCUUACUUUCAAGUUGCUCUUCAACUGUGUGUGUGUGUGUGUGUGUGAGAGAGAGAGAGAGAGAGAGAGAGAGAGAGAUUGAGAGAGAGAGAUUUAAAUAGCAGGCUAAUGUUGGAAGCUGCUUUUGAGAAAAAUAUUAGCUUCAGGUCUUCCCUUUGGUCAGUCCUCAUGUUUUAAGUGUAUUCUGUAUAAAUAUGUUAGACUCCGAAAUAAUAAAAAAAUUCUUUUUUGGCUGGGUUUAUCAGA
Zootoca vivipara (common lizard) is the source of this 4274-nucleotide messenger RNA. It is a transcript of the gene GALNT6, whose product is annotated as polypeptide N-acetylgalactosaminyltransferase 6. The record is from RefSeq and is a predicted model, not a curated record. Lineage: Eukaryota; Metazoa; Chordata; Lepidosauria; Squamata; Lacertidae. Gene Ontology annotation, biological process: protein O-linked glycosylation. Gene Ontology annotation, cellular component: Golgi apparatus. Gene Ontology annotation, molecular function: polypeptide N-acetylgalactosaminyltransferase activity.